Ahaetulla prasina is the source of this 694-nucleotide messenger RNA. RefSeq names its product NADH:ubiquinone oxidoreductase subunit B10 (gene NDUFB10). The transcript has 4 exons. Lineage: Eukaryota; Metazoa; Chordata; Lepidosauria; Squamata; Colubridae. The record is from RefSeq and is a predicted model, not a curated record. The coding region runs from base 48 to 575 and encodes 175 amino acids.
UCUCCCGGCGCCAUUUUGUCCGGUCAGGCGUCGCGGUGGCUGUGGCGAUGUCGAAGGACUCGGAGCGGGCCGCGUACAACUUGCCCCCGAUCGACGUUCCGGAACCCGAACCCCCGGUGCCCCCUUCCGGCCCGACUCUCUUCUUGGAGAAGCUCUUUUACUACACGGUAGACAGACCGGUCACCCUGUACAGAGAAUGGAUUGAACGCCAGCGUUCAAACAAUAAGAUUUAUUACUAUCACCGGGAGUUCCGCCGUGUGCCGGACAUUACAGAAUGCUUGGAGGACGACUACCUGUGCAUCUACGAAGCCGAGAUGCAGUGGAAAAGAGAUUUGCAGGUUGACCAGGAAAUUGUGAAAAUCAUACGGGAGAGGUUAGGUGCUUGCAAAGUCCGGGAAGGCGUGAAUGCAGCUGAAAAUUGUGCAAAGGACCUACAGCUAUUUAAAGAUGUGGCCAAAGCUUAUAGGGAUCGAUAUGAUGACCUAGGUGGUUUUGGAUCUGCUCGCAGGUGUUUAAUGAAGCAGAAGCAUCGGAUGAUUGCAGAAAGGAAGGCCCAAGCAGAGGCAAAGGCAUAGGUAGAAAAGAAAUGAGCUGCGUCUUUGGUGGGAAAUCAAGGGACAACUCUGGUGCAAUUCUGUGGCAGUUGAGGCUGAAGUGCAACUCAGCUGGAAAAUGAAUAAAUAUAUAAUCUUUA